Dioscorea cayenensis subsp. rotundata (Guinea yam) is the source of this 1357-nucleotide messenger RNA. RefSeq names its product probable choline kinase 2. The record is from RefSeq and is a predicted model, not a curated record. Gene Ontology annotation, molecular function: choline kinase activity; ethanolamine kinase activity. NCBI's taxonomy places the organism in Eukaryota, Viridiplantae, Streptophyta, Magnoliopsida, Dioscoreales, Dioscoreaceae. Gene Ontology annotation, biological process: phosphatidylcholine biosynthetic process; phosphatidylethanolamine biosynthetic process. Gene Ontology annotation, cellular component: cytoplasm.
AUACGUGGCGAGAUCUCAUUGGUUCCUCCGCUGGGCUUCCAUCGUUGUGAGCUCGCUGGAUUUUGGUACAUUUGGUUCUUUUUUAAGGUUUUUGGUUGGAAAAGAGGAAUUUUUGAUCUCUUUACGAUGGUGGAUAUGAGAGAUACAGCUCAGGUGAGUGAGGUGGCUCGAAAGAUCCCAAAGGAGGCCAGAAGGAUACUCCAUAAUUUAGCUGCAGAAUGGAGCGAUGUAGAUGAUUCCAAGGCAUUGGAGGUGGUACAGCUCAAGGGAGCCAUGACCAAUGAGGUUUAUCAGAUUAACUGGCCAACAUCUGAGGAGGAGGCAACAUCCCGAAAGGUUCUGGUCCGGAUCUACGGGGAAGGGGUGGACAUAUUUUUCAACAGGGAAGAUGAGAUUCGCACUUUUGAGUGCAUGUCUCGCCACGGGCAGGGCCCUCGUCUGUUGGGAAGGUUUCCCAAUGGCCGGAUUGAAGAAUUUAUUCAUGCCAGGACACUCUCAGCUGCUGAUUUACGUGACCCUGGAAUAUCCGCUCUCAUAGCAUCUAAACUAAGAGAGUUUCAUGAGCUUGACAUGCCAGGUCCCAAGAAUGUAUUUUUAUGGGACAGGUUAAGAAAUUGGCUUAAAGCAGCCAAAAGUUUGUGUACAAUAGAUGAAGCUAAAGAAUUUCGUUUGGAUGACAUGGAGGAAGAGAUUGCUACUUUGGAAAAUGAGUUAACAGGGAAAAAUCAGAGGAUUGGAUUCUGCCACAAUGAUCUACAGUAUGGCAACAUCAUGAUUGACGAAGAAACCAGUCUUGUCACUAUAAUUGAUUAUGAAUAUGCGAGUUUCAACUCCAUUGCAUUUGAUAUUGCGAAUCACUUUUGUGAGAUGGCUUCUGAUUACCAUACGGACACACCUCAUGUUCUGGAUUUUAAAAAAUACCCAGAUUUUGAAGAGCGGAAGAGAUUCGUGGAGAUUUAUCUGAGUUCUUCAGGAGAAAAAACCGAUGACAUUGAAGCUAACCAAAAUCUUGAAGAUAUUGAGAAAUAUACUCUUGCAUCCCAUCUGGUCUGGGGAUUGUGGGGAAUUAUUUCUGAACAUGUAAAUGAGAUCGAUUUCAACUACAUUGAAUACGCCAGGCAAAGAUUUCAGCAGUAUUGGUUUAGGAAGCCUCUACUAAUGAAUUCUUCAACUAAAGUAGAUGAUCGAGCUUCAUUCGGCAAUUAAACUAGUAUGUAAAUACAUUUCUAUGAUUUUGAAACCAUAAGUUUAUGCACUGUGUUAUGUGAUAAACAUAUCUCAGCCAUUGUUUUCUCUUAUACGUACUUGUUUAGAUCAUGAAUAAAUUUACAUGAAUGUUAUCAUGUUUAUUAGUGUA